Messenger RNA from Radiomyces spectabilis, 348 nucleotides. RefSeq lists its product as uncharacterized. The record is from RefSeq and is a predicted model, not a curated record. The annotation marks the transcript as partial. The transcript has 2 exons. NCBI's taxonomy places the organism in Eukaryota, Fungi, Mucoromycota, Mucoromycetes, Mucorales, Radiomycetaceae.
UUGCGUAUUCACCACGGUGCGGUGGAUCGCGCGGCGUUGACGUGCCGUCCUCCUUCGCAGGUGCUGGCCGAAGUCAUUCACACAUUACGCGCUUUGGGAUUGGAGGUGAGAAUGGAUGGCCACUGCAAGAUCAGAUGUGUGCGUCGACGAGCCCAAAUCCAGCGACGGUUCACCAUCAGUUCAUCCCGCAACGGCCCUAUUUACGGCGAUCCUACUGUCGACUCUGGAGAGGAAAUUCGUUUCGCCAUUGAGAUUUGCCGAUUCCGUAACUUGCCUGGACUUUACAUUGUCGAUAUCCGUCGGUUACGUGGCAAUUUGUGGGCUUACAAAUUUAUUUAUCACAAACUU